CUUUUUCCGAAGCAUGUAAACGGUGUACAUACCAGCAUUAGCGCAUUUUCAAGGCACAGACAGCUAAUUGUGGCAACUCCACAAAUCACAAGAAUAAAAAGACGACACUAUCCCUGGCAAUGUUAAACCGGUGUGACUUUGCAGACGGUCCCUAAGCAGAUGGGCGCUCCCCUUGCUUCUUGGCGCUGAUGCAGACAGCCAGAAGCAUCUAGCCGGACGUAGCCUACACUACAGAAGGUAUUGAAAAGUGAUGCUUUGACAGUGUCCAGGCUUUGCUGAGACCCAGGCCAUUGUCAUGACGGCGCAUUCUGAUUUAUUGGGCACAGUGAAGCCCAUGUUUGAGUCCUUGGAGUUGGACGUCCUGGGUGUUCUGAGCUCUGCCGCUGAGGAAAACAGCACAGUGGAUAAGUGUUACCACUCACACUCACGCAGCAGUGUCCUGCAGGGACUGCCCUUUGGAGGAGUUCCUACUGUCUUCACCAUCAACCUCGUCCUCUGGCUGUUCCUGUUGCUGGUUUUCUCCUGUCUGAGGAAGGCUGCAUGGGACUACGGGCGUCUGGCUCUGCUAAUGGAGAAUGACAGCUUAACAUCACUUUUCUAUGGAGAACAAAGUGAGAAAGAGAAGUCUCCUUCUGAAUCCAGCCCCUCAGACUCUGAGACCAAAGACAUGGGCUUCUGCUCCUGGCUCUUGUCUCUCUACCACAUGAAGGAUGAGGAGAUCCGCAGUAAGUGUGGACCCGAUGCAGUUACAUACCUGGCCUUCCAGCGCCACAUUAUUCUGCUGAUGGCAGUGGUGUGUCUGCUCUCGCUCACCAUCAUCCUGCCUGUCAACCUCUCCGGCAGCCUGCUUGAUGACAACCCUCAAAAUUUUGGUCGGACGACUGUGGCAAAUGUUCCAGCACAGAACAGUUUUCUGUGGUUGCACAGCAUCUUCGCGCUUCUGUACUUUGUGAUUACAGUACUGUGUAUGGCCCACCACUCCUCACGAUUGGAAUACAAGGAGGAUGAGAAGGUUGCCAGAACUCUAAUGAUCACCAACAUUCCCAGAGAGAUAUCUGACCCGGGCCUGAUCACCAAACAUCUUCAUGAGGCCUACCCCAGCUGCACGGUCACAGACAUCUGCUUCUGUUUCGACGUACAAAAGUUAAUGAAGCUUGACUCAGAGAGGCGAAAAGCAAUGAAGGGGAGGAUGUAUUUUACUACCAAGUCUCAGAAGGAGGGAAGGAUCAUGAUAAAGACUCACCCCUGUGCUCAGAUCCUCUGCUGUGAUAUGUGUGGCUUUGAGCAGGUUGAUGCAGAACAGUACUAUAGUGAAUUAGAGGAGAAGCUUACAGAUGAGUUUAAUGCAGAGAAGAAUCGUAUCACCAUGAAGAGACUGGGCAUUGCCUUUGUCACCUUCAGAGAUGAGAGGAUGACUGCAGUCAUCGUGAAGGACUACAGUAGGACACGUUGCCGUCGGAGACUGCAGCAGUCCAGUAUCACUACAGUAGUGCGCUCCCACCAGUGGGGCGUCCGCUAUGCCCCCGCUCCCAGUGACAUUAUCUGGGAGAAUCUGUCAGUCUGUGGCUCUCGCUGGUGGCUCCGCUGCGUCCUCCUCAACAUCUUCCUCUUCCUCCUUCUCUUCUUCCUCACCACUCCUGCAAUCAUCGUCAACACUAUGGAUAAGUUUAACGUCACUCGCCCAGUUGAAAGUCUGCAGAAUCCAGUGAUCACGCAGUUCUUCCCCACCCUGCUCCUGUGGGCUUUCUCUGUGCUGCUGCCCUUCAUCGUCUAUUACUCUGCCUUCUUCGAGUGUCACUGGACAAAGUCCAGCGAGAAUCAGACCACCAUGCACAAAUGUUUUCUACUGCUGAUCUUCAUGGUCAUCAUUCUACCUUCUCUCGGUCUAUCCAGUUUGGAUUUUUUCUUCAGGUGGCUCUUCGACAUUCACUUCAUGGAUGCUAAAGAUGUGAAGUUCCAAUGUGUGUUCUUGCCUGAUAAUGGAGCAUUUUUUGUGAACUACGUCAUCACGUCCAGCCUGAUUGGCACAGCAAUGGAAUUGCUGCGGAUUCCUGCACUGCUGGUGUACUCGCUGCGCCUUUGCUUUGCUAAGUCAAAGGCUGAACGUAUUCAUGUUAAACGAAGUCAGGCCUAUGAGUUCCAGUUUGGGUUAGAAUAUGCCUGGACCAUGUGCAUCUUUUCCAUGAGUAUGACCUACAGCAUUACCUGCCCUGUCAUUGUACCGUUUGGGUUGUUGUAUCUAAUUCUGAAGCACAUGGUGGACCGCUAUAACAUCUACUACGCCUACAUCCCCACCAAGCUCAGCCAGCGCAUCCACUCAGCUGCUAUCAGUCAGGUGCUGGUGGCGCCCAUACUCUGCAUGUUCUGGCUGCUCUUCUUCUCCGUGCUGAGAUUUGGUCCAAUGCAACCAAUCACUCUCUUCACAUUCGUAUCUUUACUUUUCUGCAUCGUCUUCGCCUUCUUUGGCCUCUGUCUGAAAAAACUGCAGCCUGACAGACUGACAAGCUAUCAGAUGUCUGACCAAACAACAGAAGGAGCCUACAGUGAUACAGAGAGAAGCACUGCGUCCACCACAACCACUGCUAAUCUCUUUAUAGCAUCGGUUCUGCUGGAGCCCGAGCUGGGUCUGACCCCCAUGCCCUCUCCUGCCCACCAGAGUUAUGGCACUAUGGGGAACAGCCAAGGUCCAGGCCAUGAGGAUGAGGGAGAAACAGAGAAGAACCUGGAGGAAACACUGGAGACUGAGCUCCAGGGUGCCCUCCCAGACCCCUGCUGCUCCAGCCCACUCAUGGACAGCCCCGUGGACUACCAGUAAUGGGCCUAUAGCCAGCGCUCCCACCAAAACCUGAAGCCCCAAUGCCUCACCUUAGCUAGAGGCUGACACAGAGGCACUAUGCUGCAUUUUCUUUUUUCUCAAAAACCUCCAUUUAAGAAGUGAAUCUGGCACAGUGAGAGGUUUGUGUAGCCUCUCUUGGUGUUUGCUUUCUUCCCUGCCUUCUGUCUUCUCCUUUUCUUUUCUGUUUUCCUUGGGUUUGCAUUGCGGCUGCCGGUGUCUGGCACUUUGGCCGACAGAAGCGUGGAAAACUGGACCUUGUGCUUUGGAGGAGUAUUUCUUCAGUCUUGUUGAGGUCAUGUCCUUGCUCUGUGUGUUUUUUUUUCUAUGCUCUUGCAGUGUGGCUCCCACAAACUUGAGACAGUGGACUUCUGUUAUGGUCAGGAUGUCAGUAAAACUGGAUGAGACUGGACAAUGGAAUGAAUGUAGUUGGAUCUGUUAAUAGCUAUCAUUCAUCUUGCUGUUCCUAGUAUAAUAUAAGGCUGUUGAUGUCUUUUUUUACUUGCUACUUGGAUUUUAUGUAACAGUGUAACAUUUUUAUCGAGGGAGUAUUGUGCUUUACUACUGUUAUUAUUAUUAUUAUUAUUAUUAUUAUUAUUAUUUUAAAUAUGUAACCAGGUGAUUCUGAGUAUGCUUGUAAUCAUUGAUUCAUAGGGGGUAUUUUUCUUUCUCUUUUGUUGCAGCAAGUGAGGGUGCAUAAACCAUCCAUUGGUCAUUGACCCAAACACCUCACAUAUGGUAGUAAUCACAAUUUUUUUUUCUGUUUACUCAUUAGAAAUUAUACUACACCCCUUUUUCUUUUCCAAUACCAGUACCGAUUUUUAAAUAUUGAGUGUCGGCGAAUACUUAAAACAAUUCGACAUUUAUUCCUUAAAAACAAUUUAGCUUAAAAAUAAGCUAUUUUAAUCAAAAUGCUUCACUUAAAAUGAGCAUCUAAAAGUAGACUAUCAUGCUUAGACUACUCAAACACUCUACUACCCCACAAGAAGAAUUACAUAGCUAACAACAUCAUAUCAAACAAUGUUAGUUGAGCUAUUUCAGACUAGAUUUUCAGAAUAGAUUUGUUACAGGAUUGGAUUAAUUGUUUUUUCUGUAAAUUGUCCAGUCCAGUGUUUCUGCUGAUAUCUGCCUGACACUGAUUCCCACUGAUUAGGGCUGGACGCUUUUUGGCAGAAUAUCUAAUUAUAAUACAGUGACUGAGUUUUGAAUUAAAUUAUCUUGUAUAUAAUGUUUUUUUGGGCCAAAAAGACUAGAAUAUCCACUAUUGAGGCUUGACUGCCAGUUAGUUGUGGUUGUAUGGUCGCAUACACAGCACAUGGAUGUUGGAUGCCUCUGAUUUGUCUAGUUCAUCAACAGGUAGUUCACAAGUUGUGUGCUAUUGGGUUAAAUUCCCCCAUGAAAAUUUUUUAAGACAGGAGUGCUUUUUAAAAAUUUUUAUUCUUUUAAAUAUGAUUUUAAUAUAAUAACAUUUAAUCUUUCAGCCCUACCGUCAAUACAGUAUGCCAUAUCUAGUACUCAAACAUUGGUUACCCAUAUCUUUGCAACCCAACGUAACUUAUCUACCAUACACAACUGAACAGAAACACCCAGAAUCAUGUGACAUGCAGGCUAACUAGAAAAGCAAGACGAGGUGGGUAAAAAUCCCAAGCUGUUUAUUUGAGUGAAGCAGCAUUUGAUAUGUUAGUUCUCAAAGUGAGAAAGAAAAACAUAAGGUACUUUUGUCAUACAAACUUGGAUUGUCUAGUACUAACAUUGCAGUGAUUGCAUCAUGCCAGCGUUUGCCAAGUUGAUGCUGAGGCUCUCCAACACCGCAUGUUGUUUACAAAACUACAGUACCUUCUUAUUCAUGCCCUACUUUCGUUUAUGGCGUUGUCUAACUUGUGAAGUGUUGCCCCAGCUUCUGUAACACUCUAAUGCUCUUUGUAAGUUUUGUACUUUGGUCUUUGCUGCUAGUGGCUCUAGGCUUGGAAGGGAUGGGAAGGGGUGGGAGGGUUUUUUUUGCCAAACUGAAUGUAAAUGAAUUGUGGUUUGUAUUGUGCUCUCUUGCUGUGCCUUGAAGAAAGAUUUAAAAAAAAGAUCAAUUUUUUAAUGUCUGACAAUCCAGCAUGGCCUUUGAUAUGCUGCAUGGACUGGUGACUACAGAGCAGGAGAAUACAAAUUGCCAGAAAGCGCCAGUACAAGGUUUAUGCACACAGUUCUAUACAAUUAUCACUUUAGCCUGUGGUAUAUAGAUACCCACUGUCUCCACCAGACUUUACAUUGAAACAAGUAGACUAGAAAUACUCUCAAACAUCACAUCUAUACGCAUUCAGCCAGUUAUCAGUGCAUUCAGUAACUGAUAAAGUUACCCACCUACGCACAUACACUAACACACACAUAUGUAUUGAUGUCAGCAGACAAGCCGUACAAGAAGUACUUCAAGAGAUCCUGUCUGAAAAUUAAUUUGAAUAUUAAUUUCAUUUCUUAAUUUGUUUGUGCUAACUGUAUUUACUAGCAUCUGAUGUGUAGAAUUUGUUUUCUUUGCCUGGUGGAAGUUUGUGGAAUGUCUUAGGUAUGACAGGGAGCACAUUGGUGAGUUACUGUACCCGCUCUGCUGUAACUCACUGCACUACAGGAGCAGACCAUAAAACCGGCAGAAAAACCUA
This is a messenger RNA of Pygocentrus nattereri (red-bellied piranha), 5478 nucleotides long. RefSeq names its product transmembrane protein 63C (gene tmem63c). The transcript has 23 exons. Gene Ontology annotation, cellular component: plasma membrane. The coding region runs from base 296 to 2815 and encodes 839 amino acids. The record is from RefSeq and is a predicted model, not a curated record. NCBI's taxonomy places the organism in Eukaryota, Metazoa, Chordata, Actinopteri, Characiformes, Serrasalmidae. Gene Ontology annotation, molecular function: calcium-activated cation channel activity.